AAUUUUCAUCCAGCCAUUUUCUGAACAUCUUAUCCUCACAAGGGUCGCAGGAGUGCUGGAGCCUAUCCCAGCUAUCAUCGAGGCAGCAGAAGGGCUGAACUGGUCGCCAGCCAAUCUGAGAGCUCAUGGAGAAAAACCAAAGUCUCACUCACAAUCACACCUCGGUGUAAUAUAGAAUCUCCAAUUAAUGCAUGUUUUUGGGAUGUGGGGAAAAAAACCCACACAGGCACGGGGAGAACAUUCAAACUCUACACAGCCGGGGCUGGGAUUUGAAUCCCGGUACUCAGAAACGUGAGGCCAUGUGCAACUCGUUCGAGAGGAGAGUUUCUGUGGCCCUCUGGCUCUUAAUUUGCUCACCACUGCGGUGACGCUUUCAGGUGCGAGAGGAAAAUUCAUGAAUGCGUUCUAUGUCCUUGUCCUAUGCGUUCGAUGGCUUUAAUGUACCCUUGGACACUGUCAAACAUCAUUAGAAGGGACUUAUUUCAAUUUAUUGUACCCAAAUUUUAAUGACGCUUAAUAAAAAGAAACGUCAAUUUCAGUUCUGUAAAAUGUUACAAUUUGGAAAGUUGACAGGACGGAAAUCUCACAUGAAGCCACUCCCAUUUCCGGUAAAGCGUGUCAAGCGCUAUCUGGCUGGGUGGAAAAACAAAACAAAACAAAAAACAACACAAACUGAGCCCGAUCCGAUACCGGGGCUCCAUUCACGAUUUCAUCUUCGGAGGUUCCACUUCCGCUCCUCAGAGUUCCCGGGUUCGGGGGAGAACAUGGCCGAACGGAAGUAGCCUUUAGCCCGGGCUUGUAGGCCGAGCGGAUGGCCGCAGCCGGUCAAAUGGAGAGACAGGUGAAGCUGCUGCUCUCGUCCGAGCUGCGCGUCCGCAACGUCAGCUACGAAGUGAGCCUGAGCCGGUCCUUGCUCACCUGGAAGAGGCGAAGCUUCAGCCCGGCGUACCACCCGUUCAGACACAAUGUGUGUCACAGCAUGUGCGUAUCAGAGAUCAUCAGCGUGUGCGAGGAGGACAAAAAGGAAGAGGAGCAGAGGAGUGGCAGAGAAGAUGGCAGCUGGAAGAAGAUCGGAGAGAGAGAAGACAAACACUGCAGGCGUUGUUUCACAGUGUCGUACGUGGAGAGGUGUCAACAGCAUCGCUGGCGGUGCACUGACGUCACCUUCACCUGUCCCCAGGUAGCGCUGUGCCGCCACUGGGUGAACACCAUCAGAGAGCAGCUGGCAGCCAUCAGUAGCAGACCCUCAAAACUGCUGGUGUACAUCAACCCAUAUGGCGGCAAACGUCAGGCCAAGCGAGUCUAUCGGCAGAAGGUGGCACCGCUCUUCGCCCUCGCUGGCAUCAGCACACACGUUAUCGUGACCGAGUACGCCAACCAUGCUCGCGAUCACCUGCGGGAGGACGCGGAGCUGAACAAGUACGACGGCGUGGUGUGCGUGGGCGGCGACGGCAUGUUUAGCGAGAUGGUCCAUGGCUUGGUGUGGCGAACGCAGAAGGACGGUGGCGUGGAUGUCGACAGGCCUGAGCAGACGCUGAUUGCCUGCUCACUACGCAUCGGAAUCAUACCUGCAGGUUCCACAGAUUGUAUCUGCUUCGCCACAGUGGGCACAAAUGACCCAGUGACCUCUGCCCUCCACAUCAUCGUGGGUGACAGUCAGCCGAUGGACGUGUGCUCGGUGCACCACGACGACACCUUCCUGCGCUACUCUGUGUCGCUGUUGGGUUACGGUUUCUACGGUGAUGUUUUGACGGACAGCGAGAGGAAACGAUGGAUGGGCCCUGCCCGCUACGACCUGGCAGGACUCAAGAUGUUCCUCACACACCAUCACUACGAAGGCACUGUGUCCUACCUGCCGGCCGCAGGCAUCGCAGGGGCACCCAGGGACACGGCCAGGUGUCGAUCUGGUUGUUUGGUUUGUCAGGACAACGGCAAAGUUUCGUCAGAGACAGACGGCAUGUGCCAGACGGAGCACAACGAGGACGACAGUGAAAACGGCAGGGGCUGGCGGACGAUCCGCGGCAAGUUUCUGGCCAUCAACGCGGCCAGCAUGAGCUGCGCGUGCCCCCGCAGCCCCAAAGGCCUUUCACCCGCCGCCCACCUGGCCGACGGGACCGCCGACCUCAUCCUGGUUCGCAAGUGUUCCCGUUUCAGCUUCCUCAGGCACCUUCUCCGUCACACUAGCAAGGACGACCAGUUCGAUUUGUCCUUUGUGGAAGUUCACCGCGUGCGGCGGUUUCGCUUCACACCACGACACUGCCGCAGUGACUCUGAGCUGGAACUGGACUUGCUGGAUGGGAAACGACAGAUCUUUGGCCAGAUCUGCCGAGACCAUCCGGCGUGUGGGUGCGCACCCGCCUUUAGCAGCUGGAACUGCGACGGCGAGAUCCUCCCGCACACCGCCAUUGAUGUCAGAGUGCAUUGCCAGCUGAUCCAACUGUUUGCCCGAGGCAUCGAGGAGGCGGCCAUCUUUGAUGAGCCGCCUCCCACUUGCUCUGUGUAGACGGAUCGCCUCGGACCGCUCAGGAGCUUCGAAUGGCUGGCGUUUCCUCUUCAUUUUACGCUCGGCAGGCGGCAUCGUAUUCUGUUUGUACGAGAAAUGGAAAAACCAGAAAGGCAGUCUGAGCUGGUGGUUGAGUUGAGUCUGACUUAAGAUGCGAGUUCGGUCUUACUGCUGUGUCAAAAGUCCUACUGAGUGAAAAGACCUGUUCCAGUCCAAUCUCAAUGUUGUUUAGCCAGGUCUGAUUUAGGAGUAGCGUCACAUUUGACUCUUGAGUCUCAAAAUGAAAGUCCUGCUUAAUGUCUUUUGAAGAACAAGUCAACCGAAGUCGUGGCGGUCUGAAUUUGGAGUCGAGCUAGGUCUGACUGUUGAAUUUAAAAUUAAGAUGUCAAGAGUGAAUACGGCCAACUCAAGUCUAGUAUGUAUUUAUUCAUUCCCAAUUUGGGUCGCGUCUGAAUUGGGUUCUGACUGCUGAGCCAAAUUCUGAAAGUCUUGACUACGAAUCUCGUGUAAGUAGCUGUCUAAAUAAAGUAUGGUGUCGGUUGAGUUCAUCUGUUUACUUGGGCCUAAAUUUGGAUUUGUUGGGACCCUCCCAUCUUUGAUUUGUCUUGUCAAUCUUUUUUUUUUCUUUUUUUUUUUUUUAAUUGAAUUGCUUAUGUUCAAUAAUGACCACUACUGAUGCAAUAACAGUAUGAAAUUGUUCCCGGAGGACUGCCACUUUUUUCACUUUUUUUUUUCUUUUUUUUUUGGCUGGAGUGGUGUAAUAUAAUAAUUUUUGCAACCAGUUUAACCUUUUAUUUAAAAAAAAAAAACGUUACAUUUAAAAAAAUAAAACUGAAUGUUUUAACUUAUUUAUGUCUGUUACACAUUGACAAAGAUUAUUCCUUUAAAAGCGAGAUUCAGUUUUCUGUAAAUGGAUGUUUGAUAGUUACAAUCAUAUUUUUUUGCCAAGUAUGUAAAAAAACUUGGAAGGAAUUUGACUUUGGUAGUUGGAGCCGCUCUAGUUUGACAUACGUUGAGUACGACAAGACAGAUUACCUUUUAUGAUCCCCAAAAAUUUGAACUUUGUCUAAAUGUUGACUUUUUUUUCAAUCUAGACUUUUUGCAUCAAUUAAUGUCUAAUAUUACAAUUCAACACAACAAUCACGAUAGUUCACAAAAGCAAAACGCCGACAUCAGUUGGACAUCAUGAAAGAUGAGUAAUUAUUUUCUUUUCCUUUUUUGGCUUAAAAACAAAUGACAUUUUAUUUUUGUUUGACAUUUCAGAUGUUGUCAUUUGUGAGCAUACGUUCCAUAACGAUUGUUCCUAAAAAGCUAAACUCAGACACUUGCUGGAUGUCAAGACUGCAAAUUGUUUCACAAAGAUAAUGGAGCUUUAUUCUUUAUUUUUUUUUUUUGUAUUCUCACAACUUUUCCCCCUGAAAGUUAAUCCUUAGUUUAUAAUUAAAAAAAAAAAAAAAAAAGACAGUUCAAGUAACCCGUUAUUUUUUUUUCUUUAAAUGACACAACUUUGACGACGUAGCAUUUUUGUGGUGACAAUUGUUUCUCUUAUGCUAAAUACACUGAUGCAAGCUGGGUAUUUGCAAAAAUGUGUUUUCUGUAUCUUUUCAUCCUUUCCAGUUAUGCAUACGAGGUUGAACGUUUCCGAUGAACAUUUUCAUAGCAAUCACCAAUGUUGUGCUUAUUAGUUGUCUUGUAUUUGACAUUUGAUUGACAGCUCAUCUCUUCUGCUGGACUCAUGAAGAUGAUGAUGAUCAUAAUGUAGCGUCUCAGUAGCAGCUCAUUUAGCCCGAUAGUGUUCUGUUUGUGUCCAUGGAGCGCCAGCUACCUUCUAGCAAAGCAGCUAACCUGUUAGCUCACAAGUUUCACUCAAAUUGUGACUUUUGCUAGCGUAGUCACUAUGCAGCUUAUUAGCAUGCUAGCCGCUGAUUAUAUGCAACCUCUCCCAUCUUGCCAGUGGUAGCCUCACGUGGAAGAAAUAAAAAUGUCAAAUCACA
Syngnathoides biaculeatus (alligator pipefish) is the source of this 4497-nucleotide messenger RNA. RefSeq names its product ceramide kinase-like. NCBI's taxonomy places the organism in Eukaryota, Metazoa, Chordata, Actinopteri, Syngnathiformes, Syngnathidae. The transcript has 12 exons. Bases 812 to 2503 code for a protein of 563 amino acids. Gene Ontology annotation, molecular function: kinase activity. The record is from RefSeq and is a predicted model, not a curated record.